Molecule: messenger RNA, 578 nt
Organism: Mesocricetus auratus (golden hamster)
Lineage: Eukaryota; Metazoa; Chordata; Mammalia; Rodentia; Cricetidae
Product: beta-defensin 14
Exons: 2
Coding region: 43-306 (87 amino acids)
Biological process (GO): defense response to bacterium; cell chemotaxis
Cellular component (GO): extracellular region
Molecular function (GO): CCR6 chemokine receptor binding; chemoattractant activity
Source: RefSeq, a predicted model, not a curated record
CACCUUUUGGCCCAAUCUCAGCUUGUUGGGAAGCAGUCAGCUAUGAGGCUCCAUUAUCUUCUAUUUGCAUUCCUUAUCUUGUUCUUGGUGCCUUCUCCAGGGGAUGCAUUCAUCCAGAAAACCAUCCAGAAAGUGUUCUGCAGACUACGAGGUGGCCGGUGUGCUGUGUUUAGCUGCCUUGCAAGGGAAGAACAAAUAGGUCAAUGCUCUAGAAGAGGACGGAAAUGCUGCCGGAUAAAGAGAAAAUACAAGAUCCAGAGCGACACUAUUUGGCCAUUUGGGGGUAGUCCUCUCAGGGGUGUGUAACAGUAAAAUCAAAGUGAUAUAUAUAUAUAUAUAUAUACAUAUAUAUGUAUAUAUAUUUAAAAAAUCAGUAGCUUAAUCUUUUUUUUAACAUUUUUGCCCUUGCAUUCGUAAACAAAUAUGCAACUAAGAUAAUCAACAAAUACAGUUUGAUUUGAAUGAAGCAACACCUCUGCAGGGGUCUACAUAAUACUUAAGCUCAUUUUCCAAGGGCCAAGGGCUUGAAUAAGUGUGUGUGUGUGUGUGUGUGUGUGUGCAUAAACAUGUAUAUAAAC